Molecule: messenger RNA, 735 nt
Organism: Paraglomus brasilianum
Lineage: Eukaryota; Fungi; Glomeromycota; Glomeromycetes; Paraglomerales; Paraglomeraceae
Source: the annotation of a GenBank genome assembly
AUGACAGAUCCAACCACCGUGAUUAUGGAAGAGGAGGCCGAUGUGUUUAAUGGACGUGUAAUUAGUGUCCAAAUUACGACGAUUAAUUCUUCCGAAUGGACAGGAUUGACUGGGAGUCCGUUGAUCGCAGAGAUCAUAUAUAAACCGCGAGGGCGUGCGGCUGAACAAGCACUUUACUUGAUUCUCUUGCCUGACGUAAAUGGGGAUGAGGCAACCGAAGACGAUUCUAUGUUCACCCGCUUCCCAAUGCUUCUUAUUAAGGCACCGCAGAAGUUAGCUGAAAUUAUUUUCGAAUGGCUUCAGACAAGAUUUGAUUGCAGAAUAUGUCGAUACAGAUUACAAUCGACACAAUUGAGGUUUAUUACUGAAGAGUGGGCGAAGAAUGCAUUCGGACAGGAGCAACAUGAAGCAAACAAUGUCAAGUCACUUGAACUGAGUUACAGUCUUCCAAAUAUUGACGAGCUAAAAACAAUGACAGUGAAUAUACCAUUCGAAGACGUUAAAUGUAUAUACAAUGGGUGUAUGACAUCCUCAGAAACAGACAAGAAACUCAUGCAAGCCAUCGAACAUCAUAUCUUUCACAUAUCACGAAUCAAAUUGUCUUCAUUGGUACUCUCGCGUGUCGGAACAAAUGCGAUUUAUUUAGCUGGUGAAGGGAAAGCGAAAUUUUUCUUGUUGAAGGAUACGAAUACGACCGUAAAGAUACUCGAGCAGUUGAUUAUCAUGGCCAAGUAA